AUGGAUACUGAUACAUCGCAAUCAAAAUGCACAAAAUGGAGUCAUUUAAACAAAUAUUUUAAGGAAACAUUGCAUAGUGAUGCAUAUUCUGAUAUUCAUCCAAGUCAAUUAUCAGAGUUUAAUAAAUGUGGAAAAAAAAGGAAUAAUAUUGAUGAUAACCCUGCUGCAUAUAAACAGUUAAAGCUAGAUGAAGUUGGAAAAAUCUCAAAAAAAUUGAACCAAACCGAAUUUGACAAGGCUAAUAUUGAACUUGUUGUGAGCACAGUAUCACCUUUUUCAUUAAUUGAACAUCCGGGAUUCAUUAAAUAUUGUAAGCUGACAUCCAACAGAGUUCCAGCAUCUAGAAGAAAUUUUAUGCGAGAUAUAGUAUCUGAGUAUAAUGAUAUGACUGCAUCGUUAAAAGAUGAAUUAUCUCAAGUUAAUUUUGUAUGUAUCACUGCAGAUUGCUGGUCUGUAUUUCACCGGUCUUACAUGGGGUUCACAGUACACUGGUUAAAUCAAACCACAUUAGAGCGUACAUCAAAAGGACUUGCUUGUAGGAGAAUGUAUGGAAAACAUACAUAUGACAAUAUAGCUGAAAUGAUUGACAAAGUAUUAUCGGAAUUUAAUAUUCAGAAUAAGACAUCUCUCAUUGUAACUGAUAACGCGGCAAACUUUGUGAAAGCUUUCAGGUAUAGUACUUUAAUCUAACA
This is a messenger RNA of Acyrthosiphon pisum (pea aphid), 692 nucleotides long. RefSeq lists its product as uncharacterized. The transcript is spliced from 3 exons. Lineage: Eukaryota; Metazoa; Arthropoda; Insecta; Hemiptera; Aphididae. Bases 1 to 690 code for a protein of 229 amino acids. The record is from RefSeq and is a predicted model, not a curated record.